AUGCCAGGUGCUGCUGCUGGGCCCCAUCAUCGUUCCCAAAGAGCGCAGCAGCAGCCUACCGGUUCAGGUGGCAUCAAGAUGCCUCCGCCUCGCACGCCUCCCAAACAACUCUGGAGCAAUCGCACCUUGCUCUUCCUAACCACGUGUGUGGGCGGCGUCACAUAUGUGUUAGGUAUCAAUACCGGCUACGAAGCUGGCAAGAAGAAGGCAUUUGAGGACUUGACGGGCGGACAGCGUAAGCCCUCGGCACCGCUUGGCGAGCCUGUUUCGCCUCCUUCUCAGUCGCAAGUGCCUCAAAGCGGCGCAGCUAGCCGGCCGCCUCCUUUGAGAUGA
Ceraceosorus guamensis is the source of this 333-nucleotide messenger RNA. RefSeq lists its product as hypothetical. The transcript is spliced from 2 exons. The coding region runs from base 1 to 333 and encodes 110 amino acids. Lineage: Eukaryota; Fungi; Basidiomycota; Exobasidiomycetes; Ceraceosorales; Ceraceosoraceae. The record is from RefSeq and is a predicted model, not a curated record.